This is a messenger RNA of Nematostella vectensis (starlet sea anemone), 1968 nucleotides long. RefSeq names its product lactadherin. The coding region runs from base 221 to 1180 and encodes 319 amino acids. Lineage: Eukaryota; Metazoa; Cnidaria; Anthozoa; Actiniaria; Edwardsiidae. The transcript has 4 exons. The record is from RefSeq and is a predicted model, not a curated record.
AUUCGUCGUUGUUCUAGAUAAUUUGUGUAACAAUACCGGAAAAUCUAGAAAAUAAUCUAAAUCAAUCUAAAUCUAAAAAAUCAAUCAGUGACUAGGCAGUCAUAUGGCAACAAAUUAUUCUUAUUUGUGCAGUGAUCAAUAAUUCAUCUUAGAAAUCACAUAACAAUCUCUUUCUCUCUAAGAUCUCAUUAGUUUGAUAGUCAUUUUGAACAGAGAUGCAAUGAAAUCUGUCGCCCUUUUCGCAUCUGCAAUCGCUUGCAUUCUAUUUCUAGUUUUUGUUCAAAAUAUAACAAAAGGUGAAAAUCUAGCAUUGGGUCUUCAAAGAGAGUUCGAUUUCGAGUUUGGGAACUUAAUCGAGCAUAACGCGUCAUAUCUGACAGACGCUAGAGUGGUGCGCUCCCUUGUUGUGGAAAGUGGACUGGCUUGCUUGUUUGAAUGCCUUUGGAACAAGGAGUGUUUCUCGGUGAAUGUCGAGGCUGGAAUCUGCAAUUCGUCCAACUCGUCCAGUGGCCAGCGGUGCUGGUGCGAGCAUUUAUCCACUGACCGUCGCAGCCUCAACUUCGACAAACUUCAGAAGAACUUGAAAAGUCUGCAUUAUGAGUUUAAGAGUCCCUGUGACGUCACACAAUGUCCCAUCGACCGCCGGUGUCGUCCUUCUCACCAUAACAACAGUUAUACCUGCGUGCCCUGUGAUCAUCUCUACAUGGGCAAAGACUGCACAGAGAAAACCUUUGCUCUAGGCAUGGAAACAGGCGCUAUCCCUAAUGCUCAAAUCAGGGCAUCUAGCAAAACAGUUUAUUACGAUGCUAAUUUCGCACGCCUGAUGAGACAGGGCCUUUAUUACUCUUGCUGGCAGGCUGCUUCUUUUGAUCUCCAGCCGUGGCUUGAGAUAGACCUCGGGCGACUUAUGAUAGUGAGCCAAGUGGGCACGCAGGGGAGACCACACUAUGGCUUUUUUGUCAGACAAUAUGCCAUAAAAUACUCUCUGGACGGUACUGCCUGGACAGUGUACCAGGAGGGAGGUGUUGACAAGGUGUUUAAUGCAAACCUCAACAACAACAUAAUUGUGUACAAUCGCUUUACUCCUGCACUGAGAGCAAAGUUCAUCCGCUUCUACCCAAAGACCUGGAGUUACAUAUGUGCAUUGCGUGUGGAGCUAUAUGGCAAAGGCAUCAUAUAAAGUAGAAAUGUCAAGUCCUGUAAGAUGCAUGAUUUUGCUGUUUUAUCUAUUUAUCUGCAGGAGCUCUUUUUUAAAAGGAUACAUAUGACAUGAAGACUAACUAAGCAUGAAAAAUGCAUAUAUCCUGUACUUAACUUUACAGUGAGGACACAGAAAGUGGGCAAUGCUGAACAACUUUGACUAAUCAGAAUCAGCUUGAGCACCGUAAACAUUUUGACGUAUGUGUAGUCAACCGUUUUCGUCUGUUGAUUGAGCAUGGAAACACCCUAACCUGAUUGGCUUGAACUUAUUUUUCAAAAUGUUUACGGUGUUCAAGCCGAAUCUGAUUGGUCACAGUUGUUCAGGAUUGCCCCGCUUUCUGUGUCCUCACUGUAAUAAUUGUCCAUACAAGAACUAGACCCAUUGUCCUGCAGCAAAAGUUUAAUCAUAGCUUUCCCCAAAUAGGAUCUUUUUUCUACUAAGCAUGCAGGCAGCACAUAUAAAUGGUAGUAAGAUUUUAAAGAAAUUGCCUAAACGUGUCCAUCCCUAUAUAUUUCAUGGUUAUUUUCUGUGGUAAACCAAUUGGAAGCCAGAACGAUAGCUUUUAUUUGCCUUAUAUUUACAAGGUCCCCGAAUCAAAUUUACCUAAAAGCUUUAUCACACAAAAUAAUUACCUCUAAAACUAAAAUCUUCAAAAAUGUAAUGCAUGAUGUACAUACAGUAGCAGAUGCUCAGUUAUAAAUAAAGUGCAUGCUCUUAGCCAAUCACAAACCUGAUAGAAGGCCAGACAUAAAAUUAUCUAUUAUUGA